Messenger RNA from Brenthis ino (lesser marbled fritillary), 1080 nucleotides. Lineage: Eukaryota; Metazoa; Arthropoda; Insecta; Lepidoptera; Nymphalidae. The record is from the annotation of a GenBank genome assembly.
AUGGCGUUCGAAGACCGCUGCAGUCCGAAUCAAGCAAACAGCCCCGGACCCGUCGCCGGUAGAGUGCCUGCGCCGCACGCGAACUCGAAUAUGACUCUAUAUCCGCAAAACCAGUAUACUUGUACAACGAUCGAUCCACGAUUCGACAGAUCUAACAUGACAGUUGUUAAGAUCCAACCUAACUCUCCUCCACCCAGCCCUAAGGACCAAAACGAGAUGGACUACCAAAAUUAUUAUCGACCGGAAACCCCAGAUGUGAAACCGGUUAUCCCUGACGACAGAUUCGACCCGGAUAAACGAAAUCGACAACAAGCGGCGGCGUCGAUUGCUUUUUCAAUAACAAACAUCCUUCAUCCUGAAUUCGGUUUGAAUGCGAUCAGGAAGACCAAUAAAAUAGAAGGUCCUAAAUCGGUUGGGCCUAACCACAGUAUUCUAUACAAACCGUACGAUUUAUCGAAGGAUUAUACAAAGUUUAACUUCGAUUACAUCAAGUCUAAGGAUGAUUUUAGUGCUAUGCCGCCGCUUGGUGGUCUACGACAGACUGUGUCAAAUAUUGGUGAAGUCCAGAAAGAGAAGGAAGUACCAAAGAUCCUGGAAGCCCAGAAACGACCAGAUUCGGCCAGUUCUAUAGUCUCCUCAACCUCCAGCGGUUUGUCCACUUGUGGGAGUACAGAUACUAAUAGUCAGACCUCUCAAGGCAAUGGGUCGCUGUGGCCGGCUUGGGUUUAUUGCACGAGAUACAGUGAUCGACCUAGUUCCGGUCCCAGAAGUAGAAGAGUGAAGAAGAAAAUGAAUCCAGAAGAGAAGAGACCAAGAACAGCGUUUAGUGCGGCACAACUUGCUAGACUAAAGCAUGAAUUUGCCGAAAACCGCUACCUGACUGAGAGAAGAAGACAGGCCCUGGCUGCAGAGCUAGGUCUUGCUGAAGCGCAGAUUAAGAUCUGGUUUCAGAAUAAAAGAGCGAAGAUCAAGAAGGCGACUGGUCAAAGGAAUCCAUUGGCUUUGCAACUAAUGGCCCAAGGUCUUUACAACCACAGUACUGUUACAGAAAGUGAUGAGGAAGAAGAAAUUAAUGUUACG